UUCUCAAAUCCACAGAUAUAGAGAGAGAAACAAGAGAGAGAGUGUGCGCUGUCAUUUUGUUCCAAAAGGAUAAUUGAAGUUGAAGUAGAUUCAGACAGUUUUUUGGAACCCAAAAGAACAAAAAAAAAAAAAAAAGGUAAAUCAAAAGAUGGGGUAGACAAAGUUGGAUUCUUUUUGGUUUCUUUCUUUCCCAUGUAUAUCUUUGUUUUUUUCAUUUGAUUUUAGUUUUUCCCCCAGACACCAGCCAUGGCUCUUCCUCUGAAACCUUCUUGAGCCAAAGGCUGUAUCAAGCUCAAAACAAUCAUCAGUCAGGGUGACAUAUUCUGAAGGUAGUUUGAUCUUUGAAGAAAGUACCUUAUUCUUGAGAAUUCUUAAGAUUAUGGAAGCUUCUUCAGGUGUUGAUUAUGCUGACACAAACAUGAGCAUUAGCAAAGGUUCUUUCUGACCCAUUGCCAUGGGUAAAGAAUUCAAAGUUUCAAAUUGCUGGAGUUGUUAGCAGUCCUGUUUGUGAGAUUUGGAAAUUGAAUUUACAGUAUUAGGUGCAUUAUUUCUAUAUGAUGUUAAGUGUCUUUCCAGAACUGUGGCUUUACAGUGAAUCCAUGCAUUUAACUUUACAAAUGAGACUUUGAUUAGACAACCAAGGAUGCAGAAACAUCAAUACAAUUCCAUGGAACCUCGAAAUGAGGAAUUCCAUUCUGCACCACAGUUGGUCCCGCAAGACCUUCGUGAUGGCAUGCAUAUCAAUGCACGACCUCCGCCAUUUAAUAUGUCAGAAAAUAAACCUGUACUUAAUUACUCCAUACAGACUGGUGAGGAAUUUGCUCUCGAGUUUAUGAGAGAUAGGGUGAAUCUCAGGAAGCCUGCCUUUCCAAAUGUUGUGGGUGAUCCCAAUUAUUCAACAGGCUAUAUGGAAUUGAAAGGCAUUUUGGGCCACCCUGGAUCAGAGAGUGGAUCAGAUAUUUCUGUGCUCACAAAGGUUGAAAAGGGUCCAAAAGAGUUUGACAGAAGGAACUCUUCUCAACACCAGGACAGAAGUAAUUAUGGUUCAGCUCAAUCCAUUCCUAGAUCUUCAUCUAAUCAAGACAGUUACCGAGUUCUUCAUGGUACUUCCUCUUCUAGUGUUUCUGAAAGCGCAUCAAUGAAGAUGAAGGUUCUAUGCAGCUUUGGCGGUAAAAUAUUGCCACGGCCUAGUGAUGGAAAGCUUAGAUAUGUUGGGGGUGAAACGCGUAUUAUUAGUAUAAGACGGGACAUACGUUUUCAUGAGCUUAUGCUUAAAACAUCAUCCAUCUAUAAUGAAACUCAUGUGAUAAAGUAUCAGCUCCCUGGAGAAGAUCUUGAUGCAUUGGUUUCAGUAUCUUCUGAUGAGGAUCUGCGGAAUAUGAUGGAGGAAUGUCAUGAUCUACAAGGCGGCCGAGAAUCAAAUAAGCUUAGGAUUUUUCUGUUAUCUAUGAAUGAUUUGGAUGAUACUCAGUUCGGUAUAGGUAGCAUGGAUGGUGAUUCUGAAAUUCAGUAUGUCGUUGCUGUUAAUGGUAUGGGCAUGGGUUCAAGAAACAACUCAAUCCUUCGUGGUGAAAGUGGCUCUACUAAUAACUUACAUGAAUUGAAUGGACACAAUAAUGAGAGGGAGACCAACAGAGUUCUCAUGGACACAUUUGGUGUUAGCAGUUCAUCCUUGACUGACAAUGUUAAACCAUCACUGGCUAUUCAAUCUUCACAACCAGUGCUUCCAAUCUCCUCUAAUGCUUAUGAAACCCAUCCAUUGUUUUAUGAUGAGCAGAUUAUUCACCACGGGGAAGCUAGUCAUUAUCCACUACAGCAUGGCCUUGGUCCUUCUAACAACUCCGCUCACAAUCUUGAAGAGAUUCCAGUUUCUAUGCCAACUCAUGGCCUUGUCAACCAAGGAAUCAUGAAUGAUGGACAAGCAUCCAGUCAGUUGCAGGUACAAAUUUCAGCUAUGCCAGAAACGCUGGUGAAAAGAAAGGGUGAUAAUUUCAUUCAUACAGGCAAUGACCCAGGAAAAGUUUUCCCCUUGGAAGCACCAUAUCCUAUUCCUUUGCAGCCAUUUGAGGGCAAUUUGCAUGCUAAUAUAUCAGAUGCUUCAGCUACAGCUGCUAUAUCAGAAGGGCUUCAUCCUGCAUUACCAUCAAAGAACAAGGGUAAGCACCAGCAGUCUGAAGAUGCCUCUUCAUUAAUUAGUAGUAUGAAUCCCACACAGACUCCCAAGUCUGUUGAAGAUGACUUCUUUACUACAGCCACUGAUGCAUUCAGCCAUGCUCAUGUUGAUGCCGAGUCCAAUGUAAUUGAUUUCAGUUACCUUGAACCACCUCCACUUCCCAACAGAGUCUAUUAUUCAGAGAGAAUUCCAAGGGAGCAGGCAGAUUUGCUGAACCGAUCUACAAAGUCAGAUGAUGCUCAUGGUUCUCACUUACUCAUGUCAGAUUUGCUUUCUGACUUCAGCCAGAAAAAUUCAAUUACAGAAUCCACUGACAUGUUGCACAAUGGGAAUACAUCAAAUCUGAACAUGAUGUCCAGCUCAGCAGGAAAGCCUUUGCAAGCAGAUGGCCAUACCAUUGAUGAUGGAUUUGCCCCGCCACAGACAUACAAACAGUUGCCUGAUACAACAAUUAAGGUGAAUCCAAAGUUAUCACAGCAUGUGAAUUCUGAGUCGAAGCAAGUGCUAGAAGAUAAUAAAGUUUCUAGAAAUGAGGAUCAGGUUCUUAGUUCUGAAAACGAAACCAAAGGCACCGAACAUCUUGCAUUUCAUCAAGUUCCUUCUGUUGAACAAAAUCAGAAUCUAGCAUCUAAACUUCCAGACCUCAAUUUGGCUGAGGUUUCUACCAGGGAGUCUGAUAAUGAUACUAAGGUCCAAUCCCAGACUUUUCCUUUAACUGGAAACACAGGCCAAGAUGUUUCUCAAGAUUUUCCCCCAGAAGCUAAAUCCAGACCUACUCAGGGUGACAUUCUGAUUGAUAUCGAGGACAGGUUUCCCCGUGAUUUCCUUUAUGACAUGUUCUCCAAAGCAAUAAUUUCUGAAGAUUCCUCAAGCAUUGGUCCAUUACCAACAGAUAGAGCAGGUUUGAGCUUAAAUAUGGACAAUCAUGAGCCUAAACGUUGGUCAUAUUUUCAGAACUUGGCUCUAGAGGGGUUUGAUAAUGUAUCUCUAAUUGAUCAGGAUAAUCUUGGUUUUUCGUCUGCUGUGAGAAAAGUACAAGAGGGGGAUAGUAAAUCUCAGCCAUCUGCUCCUCAACCAGCUGGUGGUGUUUUGGCAGGACGCACAGAUUCCCACCUAAAUAUUGGUGAAGAAAAUCAGAAAAAUGUACCUGUAGCAACUAAAACAGAAGCAAGUAUCUUUCACCAAAAAUAUGAGCAUUCCCAACUAAAGGGCAAUGAAAAUAAGAACAUGGAUGCCAUAAUGGAAAACAUACGACCACAGGAGUCUGAAUACCAGGAUGACAAGAAUGAACCGAGGAAUGUGGUUGUAGCAGGGGAAUUUGACACCAGUACUGUGCAGUUCAUAAAGAAUGAAGAUCUUGAAGAGUUGCGAGAGCUGGGUUCUGGUACAUUUGGGACUGUGUACCAUGGAAAAUGGAGAGGAUCAGAUGUUGCAAUUAAAAGAAUAAAGAAAAGCUGCUUCGCUGGUCGAUCUUCAGAACAAGAAAGAUUGACCAUAGAGUUCUGGCGGGAAGCUGACAUACUUUCCAAGCUUCACCAUCCAAAUGUGGUGGCAUUUUAUGGUGUAGUUCAGGAUGGACCAGGAGCAACAUUAGCGACUGUUACCGAGUUCAUGGUGGAUGGUUCUCUUAGGAAUGUUUUGCUUCGUAAGGAUAGGUAUCUUGAUCGCCGCAAGAGGCUGAUAAUUGCCAUGGAUGCUGCUUUCGGAAUGGAAUAUUUACACUCAAAAAAUAUUGUGCAUUUUGACUUGAAAUGUGACAAUUUGCUCGUGAACUUGAAGGAUCCUAUACGGCCAAUAUGCAAGGUUGGCGAUUUUGGCCUAUCAAAGAUUAAGCGAAAUACCUUGGUGUCUGGUGGUGUUCGUGGAACUCUACCUUGGAUGGCACCAGAGCUGCUAAAUGGUAGUAGCAAUAAGGUCUCAGAAAAGGUUGAUGUGUUCUCUUUUGGCAUUGUCUUAUGGGAGAUUCUUACUGGUGAUGAGCCAUAUGCUAAUAUGCACUAUGGCGCAAUCAUAGGAGGCAUUGUGAAUAACACAUUAAGACCUACAAUCCCUAGUUAUUGUGAUCUUGAGUGGAAAACACUAAUGGAGCAGUGUUGGGCACCUAAUCCAGCAGUAAGGCCAUCCUUUGCCGAAAUUGCUCGCCGCUUGCGUGUGAUGUCUGCAGCCGCUAGUCAGAUCAAAGGACAGGGCCACAAGGCAUCUAAAUGAAAACCAGCGGAUUUGAUCUGAUUGCCACACACGGUUCAUUCAAUUAUGCUCCAAAAAAGAUAUAUAUUAUUGUUAUACAAGGGCCAACAAUAGUUGUUUGUAUUGUAGUUUUCUGGCCCCUGCUCUUUUUGUAUUUGAUUGUGAAUAUGUAUAUGUGUGCAUGUGAAAAACCACAUAAAUAGGCUGUGCAAAUUAACAUUUGGACUUAAUGCUAUUUCCAAAGUGAAUUUUGGACGA
Messenger RNA from Glycine soja, 4618 nucleotides. RefSeq lists its product as uncharacterized. The record is from RefSeq and is a predicted model, not a curated record. Lineage: Eukaryota; Viridiplantae; Streptophyta; Magnoliopsida; Fabales; Fabaceae. Gene Ontology annotation, molecular function: protein kinase activity; protein binding; ATP binding. The coding region runs from base 644 to 4381 and encodes 1245 amino acids. The transcript is spliced from 9 exons. Gene Ontology annotation, cellular component: cytoplasm. Gene Ontology annotation, biological process: protein phosphorylation; signal transduction.